AUGAGGCUUCUUCUCAUCUUUGCCCUCUGGGCAACCUUUCUGCAGCAGCUAAUUACAUGCGACGACUUCAAAGGAUUCACUAUUCAAGCAGAAUACUAUAGAUCGAUAUCAAAGGAUGCUUGGAAUAUCUAUUACAAAGACUACAAAGGUGGCAAAGAUCCAGUAGUAGUGGCCGACGUCAGCAAAUGGCCCAGCACUCUCACCGUUUUACAUGAAAUGGAGCAAAGCCACUGGGACCGUAACAAGGACAAAGCACUCACACUCGACGAAAUGCUUGCAUGGUUAUGGGAUUUGAAGGGAUCCAAGAAGACGCCGCCUUCAAAGCUCUAUUAUAAGGAUGCCAAUCGAAAAGGCACCAUUCAAGCAGCUACUAAAGCACGGGAGCUGCGAAAGAAGAAGAAUUCAUCCUUUGAGAUUAGGCUGAAACAGCCGGAACACAAAGAGGCAUGGGACGUUAUGAUGAAAAGCAGAUAUGGGGAGGUUGCCCAUGAUUUUGCUGAACAUUAUGGCAUACACGUUUCGUCAAUCUCAUUCGAAAGGAAAGAGACUCCAGGUUUUGAAGAUAUUACCUUUUACUUUAAGGAGGGGUGUAAAUCCUGCGGGGGUGAACAUACCCCCCAAAAGAAAAAGGCGCCUAAGUAG
Colletotrichum higginsianum IMI 349063 is the source of this 642-nucleotide messenger RNA. RefSeq lists its product as uncharacterized. The transcript has 2 exons. Bases 1 to 642 code for a protein of 213 amino acids. The record is from RefSeq and is a predicted model, not a curated record. Lineage: Eukaryota; Fungi; Ascomycota; Sordariomycetes; Glomerellales; Glomerellaceae.